UGGCAAACUCACUUUGUUCGAUGCGUUCGUUCCAACAACGAACGACUUCCUGCUCAUCUUGAUGAACCAACUCUAGCUCGUCAGAUCAAGAAUUUAUAUAUCGUCGAGACCUUGCAGUUUCGAAAAGCUGGAUUCCCUGUACGAAUACCAUUCGAGCGAUUUGCGAGAAACUAUCGUUGCCUUCUGCCAUCGGAUAUAGCUCUAUGCCAAAAUCAAAAAGAAAUCAUCGAUGAUAUCCUUGAUGGACAAGGAGUAAAAUUUGCAGAUGAUUACAGAAUUGGAAUGAAUUAUGUCUUUAUGCGAGAUCGACUUGCAAACAGACUACAGAGCCUUAGGGAAAAGACUCAACGAGAAGCUGCGUACGUGAUCCAGAAGACCAUGCGAGCUUAUGUGGCUCGUAAGAGCUACCUUAAGAAGAGAAAUGCUGUGAUUAGACUACAAGCUGGUUUACGUGGUUGGAAAGCGAGGAAGGAGUGCAACGCCAUGCGUGAACGAUUAUUCAGUAAUCUCGGAGUUCAGUCAAAACGGAAUAAACGCCUGAAUGCUUACCAUGAGUCACUUUUAACCGAAACUUCUGAUAAGGUCAAAGCUCAAACCCAUUCACUGCGCCUCUGA
Cylicostephanus goldi is the source of this 615-nucleotide messenger RNA. Lineage: Eukaryota; Metazoa; Nematoda; Chromadorea; Rhabditida; Strongylidae. The record is from the annotation of a GenBank genome assembly.